GAAACUUGAAACUGUGAAGCCUUGAGAUGCUUAGCUUGCUCAUCUUCUUCUUCUUCUUUCCAUUUAUGUCCAUACUUAGUUUUGGAUAAAUUACUAAUUUUGCUUAUACUUGUCUCAUAAACGCAUUUAAUAAACCCCUUUGUUCGUUGAAUCUGGUUUUGUCCAUUUGAAUCUGUUAAUGUUAUUGGGUUUGCAGAUUUCUGGAUUUGUUUAUACAUAUUAGGUUUGUGAUACUAUAAAGUUUGGAUUUUUAUACUAAAGUUUGGAUUUUUAUUUUCAGAUCCUAGUUUGCAGAUUAGGUUGGGAACAGAUUUUGCAGAAGAAAAUGGAUGGUAAUGUGAGUUUCAAGAACAAUAAUUUGGGGAAUGAGCCACCAGGUGAUGGUGGUGUAGGAGGGUUGACUAGACCGGGGUUGACUAGACAAGGUUCAAUAUACUCGUUGACUUUUGAUGAGUUUCAGACCAGUUUAGGGAAAGAUUUUGGGUCAAUGAACAUGGAUGAGUUGUUAAAGAACAUAUGGAGUGCUGAAGAGACACAAGCUAUGGCUAGUGGUAUGGUUCCAGUUACUGGUGGAGGACAAGAAGGGUUGCAGUUGCAGAAGCAAGGCUCGUUGACUCUGCCUCGAACGCUUAGUCAGAUGACGGUUGAUCAAGUUUGGAAAGAUCUCUCUAAAGUUGGAAGUAGUGGAGUAGGAGGAAUGAGCUUGUCUCAGGCUCAAGCUCAGGCUCAAAAUCAGAAUCAGAGCCAGAGUCAGAGGCAGCAAACUUUAGGUGAAGUAACUUUGGAGGAGUUUUUGGUCCGUGCGGGUGUUGUAAGAGAGGAAGCUCAGAUUGCUGCAAAAGCUCAGAUUGCUGAGAACAAUAAAGGUGGUUACUUUGGUAAUGAGGCCAACACAGGUUUCACUGUUGGGUUUCAGCAGCCUUCUCCACGAGUUGUUGCCGCUGGUGUAAUGGGAAAUCUUGGUGCAGAGAAUGCAAAUCCUUUGCAGGUUCAAGGUUCUAGUUUGCCUCUGAAUGUUAAUGGAGCUAGAUCUGCAUACCAGCAACCGCAACAACAACAGCCAAUCAUGCCUAAGCAGCCUGGUUUUGGUUAUGGAACACAAAUUGGUCAGCUUAAUAGUCCUGGGAUAAGAGGUGGUGGCAUUAUGGGACUUGGAGAUCAGUCUCAAACGAACAAUAUGGGAUUGGUCCAGGGUGCUGCUGCUGUAAUUCCUGGAGCUGUGUCUCCUGUUACACCAUUGUCGUCAGAAGGGCUAGGGAAGAGUAAUGGUGAUUGUUCAUCACUCUCUCCGUCUCCUUACAUGUUUAAUGGUGGUGUAAGGGGUAGAAAGAGUGGUACUGUAGAGAAAGUUGUUGAGAGGAGGCAAAGGAGAAUGAUAAAGAACCGAGAAUCAGCUGCAAGGUCACGAGCCAGGAAACAGAUGUUCACAGCAGACCAGACCAUAUAUUGGAAUGCUUACACUGUGGAGCUUGAAGCUGAAGUUGCAAAGUUGAAGGAAGAGAACGACGAGUUACAAAGAAAGCAGGCAAAGAUUAUGGAAAUGCAAAAGAAUCAGGAGAUGGAGUUGAGGAAUCUUGUUCAAGGAGGUCCAAAGAAAAGACUGAGGAGGACAGAGUCAGGACCUUGGUGAAUCAAUGCUCAUACUUAGUUUCUGUACAUAGAAAUCACAUCCCCACUUAGGUGUUUAGUUAAAGGACUUAAUAGAGAAGAGCUUUUCAUCGUUUAUAUUGUAAGUUCUCUCCAUAUAUGCUAUGUUAUACCUUUACACAGGACCAUCAGAUUCUCUUUUGCUUUAACUAGACCAAGAUUUUGUGUUUUGUGUAACAUUUUGUGUGUUUUCUUGUUGUUGCUUGUCGAUUUACGAACUCAAAUUACAGUUUCUUGAUCUUGGAGAUACCAAUUUUAAAUUA
Messenger RNA from Capsella rubella, 1910 nucleotides. RefSeq names its product ABSCISIC ACID-INSENSITIVE 5-like protein 5. Gene Ontology annotation, biological process: positive regulation of DNA-templated transcription. Gene Ontology annotation, molecular function: DNA-binding transcription factor activity. Bases 326 to 1630 code for a protein of 434 amino acids. The transcript is spliced from 5 exons. The record is from RefSeq and is a predicted model, not a curated record. NCBI's taxonomy places the organism in Eukaryota, Viridiplantae, Streptophyta, Magnoliopsida, Brassicales, Brassicaceae. Gene Ontology annotation, cellular component: nucleus.